AUGCGACCACCACCUUCAAUCGCGAAUAGCUCGCGCUUUCUCUCCACGCAUACACCGAUACCGACAUACGCGCCACUCGAGACACUGAGCGAUCCCAGCAUCGAAGAAUUCCAAAAACAAUGCUUUGAGCCAGAGCACCCGGCAGUUUUAAAUUUGCCAGCCUUGCGCGCGCUGCCCGCUCGACACAACUGGUUCGCGCCUUCUUCUUCGUCGUCGUCGUCGUCGUCAUUCCAUCUCAAUUACGACUACUUUGAGCAACAUGCCGAUACCCCGGUGCCGCUAGAGCUUUCCUCUACAAACAACGCGCAAAGUGCAGAUGGAAGCAAUGGGUCGCAGUUCAAGCGCUUCCAAGCUCCCCUGUGGACCUUUGUGGACUGGACCCGGUCGUCAACGACUACUACCUCCACCACCACCACGGCACCAUUCCGUCUCUAUCUAGCUCAAUGCCAACUCACCGAUCUCCCUAGUCAGCUGCAAACCGACAUUCCCACACCGGAAAUAGUAAGCAAGGCUGGCAAGGGCGAUAUUUACGAUACCAACAUCUGGCUCGGCCUUCCCCCUACAUACACGCCUCUCCAUCAAGACCCCAAUCCGAACCUAUUCGUCCAACUCGUUGGUACAAAACACGUGCGACUUUUACCGCCAGAUGCUGGAUUAAAACUGUUUGCGCGAGUGCGGAGCCAGCUCGGUAGGGACGCUGGUCGAGGUGCGGCUGUUUUCCGGGGUGAUGAGAUGAUGCAGGGCCGUGAAAGGGAACUUUUGGAAAGGACAGUUUGGAUGGAUGAUGGUUCUUUUUAUUCUUCCGAGGUCCCUGGGUAUGAAGCUGUUUUGAACGGUGGGGAUGCGCUCUUUAUCCCAAAGGGGUGGUGGCAUAGUAUCAAGGGGGUUGGAGAGGGUAUCACUGCUUCUGUCAACUGGUGGUUCAGGUAA
Molecule: messenger RNA, 930 nt
Organism: Talaromyces rugulosus
Lineage: Eukaryota; Fungi; Ascomycota; Eurotiomycetes; Eurotiales; Trichocomaceae
Exons: 2
Coding region: 1-930 (309 amino acids)
Molecular function (GO): 2-oxoglutarate-dependent dioxygenase activity
Source: RefSeq, a predicted model, not a curated record